This is a messenger RNA of Paramormyrops kingsleyae, 3267 nucleotides long. RefSeq names its product leukotriene A-4 hydrolase-like. Lineage: Eukaryota; Metazoa; Chordata; Actinopteri; Osteoglossiformes; Mormyridae. Gene Ontology annotation, cellular component: cytosol; nucleus. Gene Ontology annotation, molecular function: epoxide hydrolase activity; metallopeptidase activity; leukotriene-A4 hydrolase activity. The record is from RefSeq and is a predicted model, not a curated record. Gene Ontology annotation, biological process: leukotriene biosynthetic process; peptide catabolic process; proteolysis.
AAAAGAGGUUUCUGUCAUGUGUCAGCACACUGAGGACCAUGGCUACUGUUGCGGACGCGUCUUCGUUCUCGUCUUUUUUGAAGUGCAUUACCAAGCACUUGAACCUGAAAUACAGUGUCGAUUUUGACAGUCAGGUUCUAAAAGGGAAGGUUGCUCUCACCAUUGAAGCUCUGGAAGAUAAAUUUUCCACCCUGAUUCUUGAUACAAAGGACCUGAAGAUUUUUAAGGUGACAGCCAAUGGACAGGAAGCUAAGUUUACUGUUGGCGCAUCACACAGCUUUAAGGGAGCUCCUCUGGAAAUCACACUGCCCUUUGACCUCUCCCGGGGUCAACAUGUGAUUGUGGAGGUGACCUUCGAAACAUCCCCCAAAGCCUCAGCCCUUCAGUGGCUCACUCCUGAACAGACUGCUGGGAAGAAGCAUCCCUACCUCUUCAGCCAGUGCCAGGCCAUUCACUGCAGGAGCAUGGUGCCCUGCCAAGACACCCCAUCGGUGAAGCACACCUACUAUGCCCAGGUGUCUGUUCCCAGGGACCUGGUGGCUCUUAUGAGCGCGGUGCCUGACGGGCAGGAAGUGGAUCCCCAAGACAGCAGCCGAACUAUCUACCGCUUCAGGCAGACGGUCCCCAUGCCAUCGUAUCUGAUCGCCGUUGUGGUGGGGGCACUAGAGAGCAGACAGAUCGGACCAAGGUCUUCAGUGUGGUCUGAGAAGGAAAUGGUGGAUCUCGCCGCAUUUGAGUUCACAGAGACAGAGUCCAUGCUCAAGACUGCUGAGAAUCUGGCUGGCCCGUAUGUUUGGGGACAGUACAACAUCCUGGUUCUCCCCCCCUCCUUCCCUUAUGGAGGCAUGGAGAACCCCUGUCUGACCUUCGCCACACCCACCCUACUGGCAGGUGACAAGUCCCUGUCUAAUGUAAUAGCUCAUGAAAUCUCUCACAGCUGGACUGGAAACUUGGUUACCAACAGGACUUGGGAGCACUUCUGGCUGAAUGAGGGCCACACCGUGUACCUGGAGAGAAUGAUUGCCAGGCAUCUUCACAACGAGCAGUUCCGCCAGUUCAUGGCCAUGGGAGGCUGGAACGACUUGAAGGAAGCAGUAAACACCUUUGGUGCUAAAAGCCCUUUCACAAACUUGGUCAUCAACAUGGAAGAUGUUGACCCUGAUGAUGCCUUUUCCUCAGUUCCAUAUGAAAAGGGUUUUGCUUUGCUCUACCACCUGGAAGAAUUAAUGGGUGGCCCAGAGGUUUUCAUGGGGUUUGUUAAAUCCUACAUCCAGCUGUUUGCUUACAGCAGUGUUAUCACCGAAGACUGGAAGAACUACCUGUAUGUCUACUUUAAGGACAAGGUGGAUGUUUUGAAUAAAGUGGACUGGAACAGCUGGUUUCACACUCCAGGGAUGCCCCCAGUUAAACCAGAGUAUGACAGCACCCUGGCAGAUGCCUGCAUUGCUCUUUGCCAGCGAUGGACCAAGGUGAAAGAGGAAGACCUGGCCAGCUUCGGCCCAGAGGAUAUACAGGGAUUUUCCUCUCACCAGAUAAUUGAAUUCCUGUCCUUACUGCUGCAGGAGGAGCCUAUUCCAUUGUCCCAUGUGAAAAGGAUGCAGGAGGUUUACAACCUGAAUAGCAAAAACAACUGCGAAAUACGAGUCCGAUGGCUCCGUGUUUGCUUAAGAGCCAAGUGGGAGGAGGCAGUGCCUCUUGGUCUGAAGAUGGCCACAGAGCAAGGACGCCAGAAGUUCACCCGGCCUCUCUAUAGGGAGCUGUAUGGCUUUGAGAAAUUCCGGGCGGAGGUGGUGGAGACGUUCCUCAAACACCGGCCUUGCAUGCACCAGGUCACAGCUGCUCUGGUAGCCAAGGACCUAAAGUUGGAGCAAGCCCAGACCCCCAGCCAGUAGCCUGCUACUAUAUGUCUGGAUCGGUUCAGAGUGAAAUGUAUACUCUAGCAUCACUGCCGCAUGGUGUUAAACAAAUGGUAUUAAAAAGCCAUAGUCAAACAGCCUGAUUUUAUUAUCCCUGCCAGGGUUGCUUUUACAGUGUCUCAGGGAAAAAAUUAAUACAAUUUACAAAAUUUGUAUUGGGUGAUUUAAAAAAAAUAAAAUAAAAAUCACCGUAUCUCCAUUCAAAUCUACAUAAUAAAAUGUCUUCCCAUAUUCAGAUAUGCACAUUGUAACUGUCACUAAUAAAUGUACAUUGUGCAGACUGGAUGUGCAGCAAUUCUUACUCCUGAUUAUAUGGAUAUUGAUUUUUGGACACCAGUCAAGUCCUACGUAAAGUUAUUAAACUGCUCUGAAACAAUUUUAAGUAGAUAAUGUGAUUUUUACCAUGAGAACAAAGCUACCUGUGCAAAUAAUAUGUAUGGCCUAACCUCCAUUCAUAAACUUUGUAUGAAACUUUGAAUUUUCAUCUACAAUUCAUCUGUGACUGUCACCAGGAAAGGUGAUGAUGAUGAUGACGACAUUGAUGAUAUACAAUUCAUGGGAGCAUUUUCUCCUAUGAAUUAUCUCUUAGACUGAUAAACUUCUAACUUUGUGGCAGUUAAUGCAAAUUUGAAAUGUCUCGGUUACAAAAUGUGAGUAGUGUUUGACAGUUCAUUCACGUUGAUUAGAUGUUUAUUUGCUGUAAUGAUAGAAUCUUCAACCUCAUGGAAUUCUUAAAAUGAAUGACCAAAAAAUAUAUUGAAUAUCAAAAUAGUCACCUGGUUAUUUAGUCACCUGGCUAUUACACCUACAUGAAUUUUUAUGACAUCCCGAUCUAAUACAAUAGGCUUCAAUAUGGAGUUGCGCCCCCCCGCCCUGGCUCGCAAUCUCUUCUAGUUCAUCCCAAAGGUGUUUGAUGGGGUUGAGGUCAGGGCUCUGUUUGGACCAGUCAAGUUCUUCCACACCAAACUCACCGAACUAUGUCUUUAUGAACCAAAAUAUAUUAAUAUGCACAUCAAGACGUUUUGGACAAUUCUAUGCUACCAACCUUGUGGAACCAGUUGGGGUAAAACCCUUUUAUUUUUCAAAAUUCCCAGGAACAUUGUACAGGUCAGAACUUCUCAAACUAUGAGGUGUAGGACGAUUCUCGGAAUACAUGAAAAUAAAGUUUAUAAACUCAGGAUGCUGAUACAGUAGCCAGGACAGGAUUGCUUCAUGGAGACCAUAGCAUCUCUUAUCAUCAUUUUUCUGCAAAACCACAAAGCAAUAUUCAGGAAAUAUUGAUUGAGAGAGACAAACUACAAUCUAAAUAAUUAGUUCAAUUAAGCUAAAUAAAAGUUGCUAUAAAUGUUAA